Trypanosoma cruzi is the source of this 876-nucleotide messenger RNA. RefSeq lists its product as uncharacterized. NCBI's taxonomy places the organism in Eukaryota, Euglenozoa, Kinetoplastea, Trypanosomatida, Trypanosomatidae. The transcript has a single exon. Bases 1 to 876 code for a protein of 291 amino acids. The record is from RefSeq and is a predicted model, not a curated record.
AUGUUUCGUCGGCUUUUCCAGACGGAGGCGUCCGAUGCUCCCCAAUUAUCGGUCGCCGUUUCUUUAGGAGCGAGUCGGCCGAAGGCCUCCAGUAGAGGCGCUGCAGUUGCGGAAUCAAAAGUGAAGGAGAUCACUGUGCGGCUGCUGCGGCGAUUGCGGUCUUUUUUUCGGACCCACAAAAACAUUCUGCUGGGAACUUGCGGUGCUGUGGUUGUGGGGUACAUGUGCCAAUGGAUCUGGCGCGUGUGCGGAGAGCGACGGAACACUCGAUCUGCGCAGGAUAAUGUGAAGAGGCCGGCGUCUGGUUGGGGGCUGCGGUGGUUUUGGCACUCACCGUUUGCUCACAUGAAGGGCUUUAGUGGUGACACCGUGGGAGACAGCGGGCAAAGCUCGUGCUGCCCGUCAGGUAGAUCGAUUUUCCGGCAAACUGGAGAGGAUGAUGAUGAAAUCAACUUCGUUGACGCCACAGAGAGCGCAUUCCGCAUGUUUCAACGCCGGGUGGAACGAACGCAUGAGGCACCGCUUCUUCUUGUGUUGAGUGAGCUGGAGAGCCUUGGUAGGCGCUGGCAGAGCCAAUUAUCAGACACGAAUACCGUAUUUGAGGAGGAGCAUGAGGAAGCCGGUAAUAUGAAUGCCGCUUCCGCUGGUAUUCGGACCGAAGAGACGGUGGAUGAGACCCUGCGAGAGGCUAUUCUGCGAAAGGCAGUCGAGGCUGAUGAGCUACUCACCCAGUAUGUCGUUCAGCUGGACUUGGCCCCGGUAGGUAAUAGUUCUGCGUUGAAGAAGGAGCGGAAAGCGUCCAUCGUUGCUGCCUCAGCAUUGGCAGAACGCAUCGCCAAAUGGAUGUCUCUAGCGUCUCGUCAUCAGCAGCCUUAG